Molecule: messenger RNA, 1749 nt
Organism: Oncorhynchus tshawytscha (Chinook salmon)
Lineage: Eukaryota; Metazoa; Chordata; Actinopteri; Salmoniformes; Salmonidae
Product: secretory carrier-associated membrane protein 4
Exons: 7
Coding region: 259-951 (230 amino acids)
Biological process (GO): protein transport
Cellular component (GO): recycling endosome membrane; trans-Golgi network membrane
Source: RefSeq, a predicted model, not a curated record
UAGGCUGUAUCGUACAAAUUUAUGAAAACAAAAUGUCGCGUUUUGGUCUUAAUUUAAGGUUAGGGUUAGGCAUAAAGUGAGCAAUGUGGUAAAGGUUAGGACUGAGAUUAGGUUUAGCUGUAAAAAUCUGCUUUUAAGAAGAUAGAUUGUAGAAAUGGGCGGGGUUUAUGAGUUUGUGGCUGUGGUAGCUAGUGUCGACCAUCCCGAACCGAACUGGAGUUAGUGGUUUUCAGGAAAGGACACGCAUAGGAUUUCAUAAUGACAGAGCGGGUCAACAACUUCCCACUGCUGCCUAAGUUCCUGCGAAUCAAGCCCUGCUUUUACCAGAAUGUGGAGGAGGAGAUCCCAGCCCCGCACCGACAGCUGGUGCGCAGGGUCUACAACCUCUGGAUGUUGUAUUCAGUCACACUGUGUGUGAACGUGGUGUCAUGCAUAGCUUGGUGGGCAGGAGGGGGAAGUGCAGCAAAUUUUGGCCUUUCCCUGCUCUGGCUUCUUCUCUUCAGUCCGUGCAGCUACACAUGCUGGUUUAGACCUCUCUACAAGGCCUUUCGAGCUGACAGUUCCUUCAACUUCAUGGCCUUUUUCUUCAUCUUCUUCCUCCAGUGUGUUUUCACUCUCAUUCAGACUGUGGGCAUCUCUGGUUGGGGUGCUUGUGGUUGGAUCGCGACAGUGCUGUUUUUCAGCUACAACGUGGGUUCUGCUGUAGUCAUGCUAUUCUCAGCUCUGCUCUUUACUCUGGUGACUGUGUUGAUGGGAUUGGUUCUCAUCAGGGUUCAUGGGAUGUACCGUGGCGGAGGGGGCAGCUUUGAGCGUGCACAGGAAGAGUGGACCACUGGACUCUGGAAGAGUGCCCCUGUGAGAGAGGCCGGCUUAAAUGCUAUCAAUGAAACUGGCCCAAGCCUACCCCAAUACCCCGCUGUGCCAAGCUACCCAGACAAUGGCCCCUGGUAAAUAAAACCCUAAGUGGACUCUAGAUCGAGACAGAGCACUUUAUUCCAUGGCAUGCAAGAUAGUCCACCACGCCACACUAGUACAAUCUCACCUUGACACUAUAUGAAAUGCAUAGCUGGAAUUUAAGUAAGAAUGUUAAGGGGAAAAAAGGCAUAAUUAGCUGACUUAUUCAGCAGUACUUUGUUUUAGACUUAAGAGGCCACUGUUAUAGACAUUGUUUACUGGAGUGGGAAGCUUUUCCAGGGAAACACAUCUAUGCCUUAUAUUGUUGGAAAAAUGUGUGAUGGAGAUUCAAAAUAUGAUCCAUUACAUGUUUACAUUUAUUUUCUACUCUCAAAAUAUUAAUCUGUUCCCUCAUAUUUGAAAGAGCGACUGGAAAAAAAAAAAAAAAAAAAAGAUUUUCUUUUGUACUUGGAGAGCUAGGGGUCUUUAUAUUACAGUAGCAGAAUUAAUACUGUUCAACAAAAUUGAUAUGUCUGAAACAGAAAAGAAGCAAGGUGAUUCCAAAGUUUUUUUUUAAUCAAUUUUGGCAGCCAUUUUCGGUGAUCAAUUCUUGCCAGUACAAUACUGUACUUCAUGAAAUCAACAAAAGCCUUAACACUACUGGACAUGACUGAAGGAUCAGGGUCCUCUCCUUGAAGUUGGAAAUAUGGAUGUUUAUAUAGUGCAUUUUUUAUUUAGUGAUGAGAUGUAUUUAGUUUUUUAUUGAUAUUACAAGUUGUUAAGUUUUUGAUACCUUUUCUUCUUGCUUGAUCUGCUUUUGCCUUGUUUCUGAAAACUAAAUGCACCUUAAUUGUA